AUGCCAACCAAGGCUAAGGGAGAGACGCUCAAGGAGUUCAUCGUGAUCGGCAGGAAGAUCCCGACCGAGAAGGAGCCGGUGACACCCGUCUGGAAGAUGCAAAUCUUCGCCAGCAACCACGUCAUCGCCAAAUCUCGAUUCUGGUAUUUCGUGUCUAUGCUUCGACGAGUCAAGAAGGCCAAUGGAGAGAUUCUUUCAGUCAAGGAGGUCUUCGAGAGGAACCCAACAACAGUCAAGAACUUCGGAGUUUGGUUGAAAUACGAUUCGCGAACUGGCCACCACAACAUGUACCGUGAAUACCGCGACACCACCAUCGCUGGAGCCGUAACUCAAUGCUACCGUGAUAUGGGCUCCCGACAUCGUGCUCAAGCUGACCGCAUCCACAUUCUCAAAGUGCAGCCAAUCAAGGCUGAAGAGUGCCGACGUGCUCCCAUCAAGAUGUUCCACGAUUCAAAGAUAAAGUUCCCUCUUCCACAUCGUGUCACCAAGAGGCUCGGAGUUUCUCAGUUCACUACGCGUCGUCCAAAGACGCACUUUGCC
Messenger RNA from Mesorhabditis belari, 540 nucleotides. NCBI's taxonomy places the organism in Eukaryota, Metazoa, Nematoda, Chromadorea, Rhabditida, Rhabditidae. The record is from the annotation of a GenBank genome assembly.